ACUCACCCAUCCACAUCCAGUCGAAAGCAUGAAUCAGUUUGUGGUCUUGGCCUGCCUGGCGGUUAUCGGCGGUUCGCUGGCCGCUCCCCGUCCGGAUGUGUCCCAUCUGGGCUAUCGCUACCAGGCCGGUGGCUACAACGGCAAUCUGCCCAGCGCUGUGGUGAGCACCCCGCUGGUUGGCACCGUUGGCACCGUUGGCACCGUUAGCACCUCCUACCAGCCCACGGCCGCCGGCACCAACUACUUCAGUUCGGCGCCCUCCAUCGGACAGCUGAAUGGCUUUGCUCCCUCCUCCUCGUUGAGCUGGACUCAGUCUGGCGGUGGCGGCGUCGGCGUCGGCGUUGGUGGUGGUAUCGGCAGUGGUAUCGGCAUCGGUGGUGGUAUCGGUGGCGGUAUCGGAUCCUCCUCCAGCAGUGACAGCAUCGGACUGCAGGGCCUGCAGCCCGGACCCGCCAUCAACUACAACGAGCAGGAGUCGUACAUCAGCCACCUGGCGAACUUCCAGCCCGCGCAGGUCAGCAAGCACUACUACAUCCACACCGCCCCCGAGGAUCACGACGAGCAGCAGAUCGUCCGCUACGUGAAUGUGGGCAGGCCCCAGAAGAACUACCGUGUGGUGUUCAUCAACGCGCCCACAUCGACCACCAGCAAGGCCAAGAUCAUUGCCAAUGUGGCGCCCGUCGAGGAGAAGACCGCCAUCUAUGUGCUGUCCAAGAAAUCGAACGCUCUGGAUGUCAGCGCCGAGGUGGUCACACAGCGGCCGGUGGCCAACAAGCCCGAGGUCUUCUUUGUCAAGUACAAGACGCCCCAGGAGGCGGCUCAUGCCCAGCAGACCAUUCAGGCCAACUAUGAUGCUUUGGGCGGGGCUUCUGAGACCAGCAAUGAGGGCAUCAUUCCCGUGUCAUCGGUGAUUGGCAGCCUGGGCGACAAUGGCGCCUCUGGCGUGGUCACCGAUGCCAGUGGCAGCCUCAACAUUGUCGGCACUGGCGGUGUGCCCACCGUGGAUGCCAGCUACAACAACAACAACAAUAAUGUGGGAUUCGAUGCCGAGGGCAGCCAGCGUCAGGUGAUCAGCACCUUCAGUGGCUCCAAUGCUCAGGCCACCUAUCUGCCCGCUAGGCCAGUCCGCAAGUAGAUAAAUCCCAAUACCAAUCCAUAUCCAUCCACACAAAUAUACACAAACACACACACGUACACACACUGCCAGGACCCAGCACCCAGCACCCAAAUGGACACCCCACACACAAUACUGCUCAGGAUUCUAGGCAGACAGUUCCAAAACUGUCUAGACUUCCGUUGAGCUAACUUUUGCGAUUUUCGAUUUUCGAUUUAGAUUCUCCUUUCGGCAUUAAUUCUGUAUAAUUUUUUUUUUUUUUUAAUAAAACUUAAGCAUUCUUAUAGGCAUUCAAAAAAUGUAAACAAAAUGG
Molecule: messenger RNA, 1427 nt
Organism: Drosophila obscura
Lineage: Eukaryota; Metazoa; Arthropoda; Insecta; Diptera; Drosophilidae
Exons: 3
Coding region: 29-1135 (368 amino acids)
Source: RefSeq, a predicted model, not a curated record